Molecule: messenger RNA, 4227 nt
Organism: Manis javanica (Malayan pangolin)
Lineage: Eukaryota; Metazoa; Chordata; Mammalia; Pholidota; Manidae
Gene: DIPK2B
Product: divergent protein kinase domain 2B
Source: RefSeq, a predicted model, not a curated record
GCCCAUGCCCAGCAGCUCUGUGCUCCUUAGCAUCCUGCAACAGAAGCCUGGGAGGCUGGACUGGGGUCAGUGUGCUGAAGCCCGGGCCCUCUCUUUCGCUGAAACCUACCCGCGUACGGCCCUGAGUGGGCAGCCAAAGGUUGCACCUGGAGUCCAGAGCCUGAGAUGGAGCCCGGCCUGCAGUCUAAGACUGCUGCCCUGUGCCCAGGCGGGCCAGCCUUGCUGCUGUGGGUCUCAACACUGAGCUGUUCUGUCUCCUCGCUGGCUUCUCCCUCUCCUUCUCUGGUGCCCCAACACCGAACCAGCUACAAUUCCGGAAGGACUUUCCUCGGUCUUGAUAAAUGCAAUGCCUGCAUCGGAACAUCUAUUUGCAAGAAGUUCUUUAAAGAAGAAAUAAGGUUUGACAUCCAGCUGGCCUCCCGCCUUGGACUGCCUCCUGACUACUUGCCCUCUUACCCUGCAAAUUACUCUGAUGAUUCCAAAACCUGGCGCCCUGUGGAGCUCUCGAGGCUGGUCGGCAAACAGCAGAGUGAGAUCUCAGACAGGAGAAUCUGUGCCUCUGCAGCAGCCCCAAACACCUGCAGCAUUGAGCGCGUCUUGCGGAAAACAGGGAGGUUCCAGAAGUGGCUGCAGGCCAAGCGCCUCACGCCGGACCUGGUGCAGGGCCUGCCUAGCCCCUUCCUGCGCUGCCCAUCACAGCGACUCCUGGACCGUGUGGUCCGGCGCUAUGCAGAGGUGGCCGACGCAGGCAGCAUCUUCAUGGACCACUUCACUGACCGUGACAAGCUGCGUCUGCUCUACACGCUGGCUGUCAACCCGCAUCCCAUCGUGCUACAGAUCUUCCCUGGUGCUGAGGGAUGGCCGAUGCCCAAGUACCUGGGCUCAUGUGGCCGAUUCCUGGUCAGCACGAGCACCAGCCCGCUGCAGGAAUUCUAUGCUGCACCCCCCAACCAGGCAGCCGACCUGGCCUACCAGCUCCUCGGUGUCCUGGAGUCUCUGAGGAGCAACGAUUUGAACUACUUCUUCUACUUCACCCACGUUGAUGCGGGCAUGUUUGGCAUCUUUAACAAUGGGCAACUGUUCAUCCGGGAUGCCAGCGCACUGGGUGUCAUCGACAAACAGGAAGGCAACCAAGCAGCUUCCAGGGCAGGAGACAGUAAAGACAUCUUCAGUUGCCUGGUGUCUGGCUGCCAGGCUGAGCUGCCCCCCUGCAACAGCAUCCCUGAGAAGCAGGGCCUGGUGCUGGCAUGCGGGCAGGUGCUGCCCCGACUUCUCCAUGGCAAGUUCCCAUCUCCAGUGCAGCAGGAGAUAGAUGCGGCACUCGCCCGGUGUGGGGAGGCCGCCCGCCCUGACCCCGACGUCCUGGGGGCCGCCAGCCGGCUGAAGGACAUCUUGAGGCCCUUGAGGACCUGUGACCCCAGAUUUGCCUACCGCUACCCAGACUGCAAGUAUAAUGAUAAGUUCUGAGGGGCCAGAGCCUUGCUGGCCCCCGGGAGGAUGACCUGGGCCUUUUGUUGCCUGGUGGGGUUGCUGCCAGGUUUAAAGAAGCAGCUCAUUUUAGGCAUUAGGAGAAAUGCAUUUUCAUUUCCCAGGGACUAAGGAACACUUGGAAGGCCAGUGGGGAGCUGGGUGACAGGGCACAAUUGUCCUCUGGCUGAGAUGACGUGCUAGAGCCCAGGGGUGGCCAUCAGACGAUGAGGGUGUAGAUGCUUGCUGGACCUCUUUGCACUUCAGUUUCCUCUGUUCUCCACCAGACUCUCAAGCUGGUGAAAGAAGACAGACAGGUGAAGGGCCAGAGACACAUGCUCUCUCCUCCCAUCCCAGUGGUUACAGAGUGUCCCAGAAACAUUCACAGGCAGGGCGAAUGAGACAGAGCUGUGGAGGGAAGGCAUGGGAAUCUGAGGCCCCUGCCAGUGCCACAUUAGACUCGGACAAGAGGGGCCCCUUCCUGCUCCUUGUGGCCCUGCACAUGCCCUCCUGCAACACUCCCCACCCCACCUCAGAGUGAUGAGAGGCUGUGCAGGCAGAAGCAAGCCCUUGGGUGCCAAAUAGGACCCCAAAGGUAUGCGCAAGUCACCCAGAGGUGUGGGAAGGAGCCAGGGCGAAGAAGACAAGGGUGUGGGCUGGGAACCAAUGUGUUUGCCCAGGACCCUGAGAAGCAGGUGUCAAGACCGGAUGAAACCAGCAAGGACUGUAUUAGGGAACCUGCCUGUGUGGGAGGAGGAGGGAGCCAGAGAGAGCUGGCAGAGCCAACAGGCCAUGCUACAGGUCUGAGCCCAAGUCUGGGAGAGAAGGCCAGAUGGGAGCAUCCCAGCCUGGCAUCUGUGCCAUCUGGGAGGUUCAGCCUGGCUGUCAGGGUGUCCUUGAGGGGAACCAGAGGUGAAGGUGCCCUGAGUCUCCCAAGAAAGGACAACCCUCAUAUCUCCGCUGCACUCAGUUGUCGGCAGGAAACAGCCCACGGGAAGCAUGACCUCAUCCCAAAUGCACAGAUGGAUUUCAAAGCACGCACAGGGUCCCAGGCCAGUUCUGCUCCCUGGAGCCUGUGGUCUGUAAGUAGAACAUUCUCAUCAUAGGCACAGCUGGGGCCGGGGCCAGCUCUCUCCACACCUCGGUCUCUAGUGCAGGGCUCAAAGGAGUCUGAGAAUUUUCAUUCAAACUUAGCCUUUUGGGUCAUUAUAAAAAUAGUUUUUCAAGGUCAGCCAAUGCAACAUACUGCACUCAACAGCUUAUGAGUUUGCUUUACACCGUUAGCCAUGUGGUAUGUGGGCUUCCAUGUGUGUUCUUGCCUUGGAGAAUUGGAUGUUAUUGGAGGCUCUUUGGACCUUUGCCCAGCCUCCCUGCCAGCCCUCUACCUCCCGGGACCUCUCCCUUUUCUACCUCUGAACCACCACCUUCAGAUUAGACUGCCUGGCUUUCACAGGCUUCAUGCUGCAGACAGGAAACUGAGGCAGGAGCAAGAGGCACUCGCUGGGAUAGUUUCAGAACUCCUGCUACCAGUCCACGUUCUUCUUACCUUCCCCUUCAGCCUCAACUCACCUUGUCCUCCCCAGUUCUGGUCCCUUCACUCACAUUUAAAGAUGGGCCAAGAAAAGUCCUACUUUGUGGUCCAUGAAGAUGCCUUUGGGGUUUGCCUUUUGGCUGCUCCAGCAUUACCCCCAGGGCAACUGGGACAGUGAGGUAACAGGCCAAGCUUCUGGAAGGGCAGGCUUGGGUUGUGUGAGAGUCUUGGAGACACUUGCCUCUGGCUUGGUCUGGAUGGUGAGGAUUGACCACCCCUCCCAAUGCCUUGUUUUCAGCUCAGUGGAACUGAUCUUAGACUUCUGGCCUUCAGAACUAUGAGAGAAUAAAUGUCUUCUGUUUUAAGCCACCUAUGUUGCAGUGACUUGCUAUAGCAGACUCAGGAAACAAGCAAACACCUCUAACUCCAUCCUAGUGUCUGCUUCCAGAAAACCCAACUGCAAUAGUCCCCAGCUCCAGUUUGUGGUGAUGGGCUCAAAAGCCCCACCCAACAUGGGGGGAUGUGUUAUAGAUCUGUCCCCAGAGCUGUGACUUGGAUGGUUCCAUUCUUCUGCUUGCUAAGUCCCAUGCAUCAUUUAAGACCUUUUCCUGAGUUCUAGCUUUUCCUGACAGCCCAGCUCCCAGCAAACCCAUUCUGAAUCCCAUCUCUGUACCCUUGAACCUCAGGACUGUGCCCCACUUGAGGCUAAGCCCAAGGAUAUUCCAGAGAGGUCUAUGUCCCACCUUCCCAUUCAUCUGGGAGCUCCCUGAGGAUGGAAGUGGCAGGGGGCCCCUUGUGCUCCCCAUAGCAACCAGCACAGGGCUGGAUGCAUAGCAGAUGCUCAAAAAUUUUCCUGCUGCAGUCAAUGACUGCAUUCUUCAGCCCUUUUUGCUUGGUGUUUUGCAUACACCAUGUGCUACAGACUGAACGUUUGUAUCCUCCCAAAUUCAUAUGUUGAAAACCCAACCUCCAAUGUGAUAGCAUUAGGAGGUGGGGCCUUUGGGAGGUGGUGAGGUCAUAAGGGUGGAGCCCUCAUGAAUGAGAUCAGUGCCCUUAUACAAGAGACCUGGGGAAGCUCUCGGGCCCCUUCCACCUUGUGAGGACACUGUGAGAACACGGACAUCUGUGAGCCAGGAGGCAGGCUCUCACCAGACACUGAAUCUCCAGCACAUUGAACUUGGACUUUCCAGCCUUCAGAACUGUGAGGAAUAAAUGUUUGUUGCUUAUAA